Ochlerotatus camptorhynchus is the source of this 2284-nucleotide messenger RNA. RefSeq names its product acetylcholine receptor subunit beta-like 2. The transcript has 9 exons. Gene Ontology annotation, biological process: monoatomic ion transmembrane transport; regulation of membrane potential; signal transduction. Gene Ontology annotation, cellular component: synapse; plasma membrane; postsynaptic membrane. NCBI's taxonomy places the organism in Eukaryota, Metazoa, Arthropoda, Insecta, Diptera, Culicidae. Gene Ontology annotation, molecular function: acetylcholine-gated monoatomic cation-selective channel activity; transmembrane signaling receptor activity. The record is from RefSeq and is a predicted model, not a curated record. Bases 121 to 1698 code for a protein of 525 amino acids.
GAUUUUUCCCAUUGCAGCUUCACUAUCUUCUAGGGAGUGGAACUGUUUUGCUGCAAUUAUAACGUAAGCUUAGUUUGAAUUGGCAAGUUGAAACGUUAUCUGCAAAAUUGAAACACUAGAAUGGGAAGUUUUAUAAAACUGCUUAAUUUUAAACUUUGUUUGUUGAGUUUUGUUGCACUGAGCUACGCCCAAGCAUCCGUAGUCCAUAUCGAGGCUAAUCCAGAUGCAAAAAGGUUGUACGAUGAUCUCUUGAGUAAUUAUAACCGUCUAAUUCGACCUGUGGUCAAUAACACCGAAACAUUAACAGUUUGGCUUGGACUUAAGCUGUCCCAAUUGAUAGAAGUUAGUUUGCGAAAUCAGGUGAUGACAACCAAUCUCUGGGUGAAGCAAAAAUGGAACGAUUAUAAGCUAAAGUGGGACCCAGAGGAGUACGGUGGAGUUGAAAUGCUUUAUGUUCCAUCUGAGCAAAUUUGGUUGCCUGAUAUAGUGUUGUACAACAACUGGGAUGGUAACUAUGAAGUUACUCUGAUGACCAAAGCCACACUGAAGUACACUGGAGAGGUGUUUUGGGAACCUCCGGCAAUUUAUAAGUCCUCUUGUGAAAUGAAUGUGGAGUACUUCCCCUACGACGAACAGACUUGUCUUAUGAAGUUUGGUUCUUGGACUUAUAAUGGUGCACAGGUGGAACUAAGACAUUUAGAUCAGGUUCCAGGAAGCAAUUUGGUGCAAAUUGGAAUCGAUCUUAGUGAAUUCUAUCUUUCUGUGGAAUGGGACAUAUUAGAAGUUCCAGCUAGUCGUAAUGAAGAAUAUUAUCCAUGUUGUCCCGAACCCUUCUCUGAUAUAACUUUCAAACUUACAAUGAGACGUAAAACUCUGUUCUACACCGUAAAUCUGAUUAUUCCAUGCGUUGGAAUCACAUUCCUAACCGUCCUGGUCUUCUAUUUGCCGAGUGAUUCCGGUGAAAAGGUAACACUGUGUAUCUCCAUUCUUGUGUCGUUGACGGUGUUCUUUUUGCUGCUGGCCGAGAUUAUACCGCCAACAUCCUUAGCCGUCCCAUUGUUGGGCAAAUAUCUCCUAUUCACGAUGAUUCUUGUGUCUAUUUCUGUCUGGACAACCGUGUGCGUGUUGAACGUUUGGUACAGGAGCACUUCCACACACAAAAUGUCACCGAUUGUUAAACGUUUGUUCUUGGAGAUUAUGCCAAAGAUUAUGAUGAUGCGCAGAGCAAAAUAUACGUUGCCAGAAUAUGAUGAUUCAAUGGGUAAUGGAUACACCAACGAAAUUGAGAUGAGUAUCAGUGAUUUUCCCGGCGACUACAAGGAGGGUGGCGACAGCUUUGAUAACAUUGGGAUGAAUCUACCGCACGGUUCAGUCGAUAACGAUAAUGUCAUACCGAAGCAAUUAUCACCGGAGGUGCUCUCUGCAAUACAGGCCGUAAGAUUUAUUGCCCAGCACAUCAAGGAUGCCGAUAAGGAUAAUGAGGUUGUCGAGGACUGGAAGUUCGUAUCGAUGGUGUUGGAUCGAUUUUUCUUGUGGGUAUUUACAAUUUCUUGCAUCUUCGGCACGUUCGGAAUCAUCUGCCAGAGCCCGUCGCUCUAUGACACUCGUGCUCCCGUUGAUCAACAGCUGAGCGAGAUUCCACUCAGGAAGAACAACUUUAUGCUACCACCAGAUAUAGUGCGAAUCACGUUGGAUUGAAUGUUUAUAGGCUCGGUUUUGACGUACAAUGUACUCGAACUUGAUGUUUUUUUUAUAGGGAAAUGUUGUUCAUGGUAAAAACACCUGUAACUCAUUGACCUUUAAUAGCAAUCAUUUGAAUUAUGCGGUACAGUGAAGUUUUAUAACACACAACUAUGCACUAUGGUAAAAUCCGUAAUGUUUUAUCAUUAUUGCAUGAAUAACAAAUAAUUCCCAAAGUUCGUAUGCACAAAAAUGAUUUACUUGUGGUUGUGGAUUGAAAAACAAUUCGAAUUGAUCAAAAAGAAUAUUCAACACAUAUGGUUUUUAUAUUUUGUGCAAAUACAAAAUUUUAUUCAGGUACACUACAUUACAAUAACAUACCUGACCCGUAUCUGGUCAAACGCCUGGGCUUUGAUAUUUUUUCUUAAAAAUAUUUUUACUGUUAUUGGUUGGUUUUUUUGAAUUUCUUUUAAAUAAUUUAAGAAAAAAUAAAUUUAUGAGUUUUCAGCAUGAUGUUAAUGUGUUCUUUGGCUUCACAGAUUUUGGGAUUUGAUAAUAUGAAUACUUAUUACUAGUAUUAAAGAUCAUGUGGUACUUUGCACAA